UUGGCGCUCUUGUACUUCCGUGCGCGUUUUCGCGGUUUUCGCGUUUUCGCGUUUUGCUGCCCGUUUUCGCGUUUUCGCGCGAAAAUGCCGCGCAUCACCGGGGCCGAGACACACACAUUUCCUGCACAGACUGAUUUUGGCACCGUGACUCGGUUCCUGCAGAGCAUUUGAAAUAAUUUGACUCGAUGGGAAUUUGGUUCACAUUGCAUGAACAUGUGGCCCAUAUUACCAGUCAGGGAGAAAAAACAUCCAAGGAUGAUCAUUGGCCCGUAGCAUUUGUACGGAUUCAUCUCCCAAAUUCACUGGCACAACCAGAGCUCGUCCCUGGAAAGGCAGAAUCAGGUUCAAUGGCCGGCUCGCAUGCAUUCGGCGACACCACGGCCGCAACAGGUUUCCUGGAUGCCUCCCCUACCACGGCCACCUGUGCCACCUGGGCCACUGCCGAUGCCCAUGUCGGCCACGGCCAUGCCGGCGCCGGCGCCGGCGCAGGGGUCAAGGCCGGGCUGAAAGUAGGAAGAUCCUGUUGGACAUGGUUUAACAUUGUUUAA
Cladocopium goreaui is the source of this 548-nucleotide messenger RNA. The record is from the annotation of a GenBank genome assembly. NCBI's taxonomy places the organism in Eukaryota, Dinophyceae, Suessiales, Symbiodiniaceae.